Messenger RNA from Didymodactylos carnosus, 858 nucleotides. NCBI's taxonomy places the organism in Eukaryota, Metazoa, Rotifera, Eurotatoria, Philodinida, Philodinidae. The record is from the annotation of a GenBank genome assembly.
AUGAUGUCCAACACAAUGGAUUUAAAACCAAAAAUGUCUGUUAUUCCUGGUAAAACAGUUCGUUUAUUUUUAAUCGAUUUUGUUAUCGAUAACAAUGCAACUGUAUGUGGAAAAGAAAUUAAAGCACAUUGCGAACAAUUUCACAAAGAUUUAGAAGAAGAAUUUGGUGCUGGAGAAGUACAACUUGGACAAAGUUUUGAAUCGUCAAACAAUGUAAUGGGCGAGAUCCAUGCACAAAUGCAAAAAUGUAAAUGGACCAUACAAAUAAUGUGUGAUUCACAAAUACCAGCCACAAAAAGAUAUAAUGAAUAUUUUGAAUAUAAAAAAAUAAUUGAUGAUGUACACAAUAUGGUGUUUGUUUGUCUCGAUGAAGUUAGUAAACCCAAUUAUACAUUGUUCAAAACAUAUUAUGCUGGAAAUAGUGAACCGCCGCAAGCAUUUAGUAUGGAACAUUAUACAGAUAUAUCUCCAUUAUUGUUAAAUGCAGACAGUAUCAGUACGGGAGUUAUGUUCAAUCAUUAUUACAGUUAUUUUAUCAAACAAGUAAGAACAAAUAAUGUUAUAAUAAAAAUAACAUUUAACAAAAAUAUAAUAAAAGAACAAUUACCUAGUCAAAUACAAAUAGAAUUGAAUACAAUGAUUGAAAGUUUUUACAUGGAUCCUCACCGACUUCCAACAGAUAAACAUGGAAAUUUAAUUAGUCCAGAUGAAACAGAAUUACAACCACUUCAAUCUCGUAAAUUAGAUUUAAGUUUAAAUAAAAUAGAAGAUGACAAAAUAGCUGUUUUUGCGGCAGCAAGUAUGACAUCUACAACAGGCAUUAGUGAUUUUGGAAAAAUAGUACGUACAAGAGGUUGA